UCCUUCAUUCCUCUUGUUUUAGCCUACUUUGCUCUCUUGUCAAUUUUGUCGCCAUUUUCUCUCAUCUCUUUUGAGAGGCUUCAAUCUUCUGGUCUGGGCUUGAUCUUCCUCGGGAUUGUCGCCGUCAUCCUGAAUUUUUUCCAAUUGUUUCCCCGCAGCUUCUAUUUUUACCCCUCUGCUCGACCUGUCACAUUGCACUCACCUCGCCCACCAUGUCAACCACCGAGGCCCGCGAUGCGGCCAUCCGAGAGGCCAAACAAUAUGUCCGCGACACAGUGCGAAAUGACUGGGUCUUUGAACUGUCCCCCGAAUACGGCAUUCCUUCGUUCUCAUCACCGCCGACUCCGGAGCAGGACGUGCUCGAAUGGCGCUUGCGCGAAUACGACAGUUCCGGCUCCGAACUGGAACCCCAAUCCUCCCCGACAAUCAACCCCGCGGAUGUCCAGCAGCUGCCGGGCUUCACGCCGUCGGAGAUCUCCAGCCCCAUCGCGACACCGCUGGGCGAUGAUUCGGAGCGCCGGCGCAAACGCCGCCGCCAGAUGGAGGAGGAGAUGCGCUGGAACGAGGGCUUGCGCGCGUGGGUUGAGCGACGAGAUGCGUGGUCGGGCGCCCACACCAAGGACGAGAUCCGCUCCAAAAACCUGAAGAAGCACCAGCAGCAGCAGCAGGAGGAGGGCCACGCGACCGAGUCCUCGUUAUCGUCAUCGGACGCGGCCGUGCAGAGCCCGCCCAGGUCUCCGACUAGCGACCUGGUCGCCAGGACGGAAGCUGCCCUUAGCCUUGGAGAGCCGAAGAACCUGGCGCAGCUGGACGGCGAGGAGGCUGAGCCAUCGACAGUCGCGGAGGACAAGAAGGAACCGACUGCUUCCACGGAGACCAUCAUCACCGAACCGGGCCCCCAGAAAGAGACCUCCAGCGCCACCACGGAGACUUCGUCCUCCGAACAACCGCAAGCGCAACAGCCGCUUCGAACACUCGAAGAGCCCUUCAUACCCGUCGUCCCCUCCCUGAUCUCGGGGACCAAUCCCAUCCGCGCCUCCAUUACGCCAGCCAUGUACCCCUCCAUCUACUCCAAAGUCGUCAUCCAGGGUCUCACGCCCACUGUCCCCAUCAACCUCGCCGACGUCACCAAAGCCAUGGUCCAAGGCUGGAAGGCCGACGGCCAAUGGCCCCCCAAACCGACCCAGACCUCGAUUGUUCUACAGGACGACGCGACCAUCCCUCGCCGACCGGAGGACAGCACCACGACGGCGGCAGCAGCAGCAGCAGCAGGCGGGGACCGCGCGCCUUCAUCGCCUGAGUCGAAACGCCGCUCCGGCGUCGCCAGUGCCGUCCGCAAGGUAUUCCAUUUCUCGGGGUUCCACCCCCAUCCGUUUCACCGGAGAGGCUCUUCCAGUCAACAGAAUACUGAAUCCCAAACGCAAGCUGGCGGUGAGUCCGGAGCGAAUAUUGCACAGUGAGAUUUGAGCAAUCACAAGCUGAGACUGUUGGAUCGCAGCGUCUGGACUCAUCCAGGAAUAACCUCGAAUGGAGCGGCAUCGAUACCGCCGCCAUCCUCGUCUCCAAUAUCAUGAUCUCUCUUAUUGCCCCAAAUUCUCCCCUUGUGUCUAUUCUACUGCUCCCGGAUUGUUGCAUGC
This is a messenger RNA of Aspergillus japonicus CBS 114.51, 1637 nucleotides long. RefSeq names its product DUF4050 domain-containing protein. The transcript has a single exon. Bases 213 to 1460 code for a protein of 415 amino acids. The record is from RefSeq and is a predicted model, not a curated record. NCBI's taxonomy places the organism in Eukaryota, Fungi, Ascomycota, Eurotiomycetes, Eurotiales, Aspergillaceae.